UACAUACAACAACCGAACAACUUAUAACUCGCAUUAUUAUAUCCUACUUGUAAUCAUGAAGAUACCUUACGUAAUAUCGACGAACACACGUGAUGCAUAUAGGACGUCGGAAACCAUGAAGAAUUCUCCAGGCGAGGCUACUCGCAAAGUAUUGGCCGAAGACUUCGAAUGGGACGACGGCGUGACACCUCCUCCUUUGACGUAUUUUGCUGCACUUCACCUUUCUAGGAUAUUCCACAGGAUAAACCCGCUCCACAGAAUUCUCCAGAAAGAUGUCAACAUGCUCAUGGAUUUAUUUCCCGCAAAUAUUCCCCUCAAAUGCAGUGUACCUCUUAUAAGGGACGAACAAUACUGGAAAAGGUCUUUUUAUUAUAAAUUUCCUUCACGAGUGGAAUUAGGAGUGACAUUUUGGAAAGGAAAGUUUUUAUCUGCGUGCCUCCAGGAUUACCUUGAAAAUGCAAAUCCGGAUGUUUUCUUAGAAGAUGAAGCUGCGGAACUUGCAGCUCUAGUAAGCCCAUACAUAUACUUUUUGGGUUUAAACCAACUUCAAAUAGUGUAUCAACCGACACCUCCAAUCCCAAAAGAAUCUGUUGUUGAAGAUACGUGUCCUUUUAGCGUCGAGAAGUUAUAUAACCACAUCCCACUCGAACCAGUGUUGGCCAAGCUUUACAACCUUGAAGAAAUAUCCCUUGUAUUUGGAAUAAACAAUGUUCAAGAUGGAUACUUGACGAGAUAUUUUGAAUUCAGCCCAGCUGAUUGUGAAUCUUUAUGUCGAGGACUGAAAGAGUUGCGACACUUGAAAAUUUUUCGUAUCAAUCGUAGCAACUUAGAUUGCUUGAAAGUGAAGAUAUUAUUGCAACAUCUUGUUGAAAAGCCGACUAUUGAAGAGUUAGAUUUUAAUCACUGUAAGAUUGGUGAUUACGGGAUGAAUGCAUUGGGGGGUUUUAUUUCUAUUCACACAAAUGUAAAGCGAGUGCGAGUCGCAAAUAAUCGGUUCAAAUCUGUGCAAGGCAUCGCUUACGCUCUACAGAUGAAUCCUGCGGCGCCUAUUGAGCUAUUGGAUUUCAGUUUGAACCCCAUGUCCAUAGAGUGCGCGACAAUGUUCGCAGCAGCGUUCGUGCGGUGCAAAGUGAAACCUCAAACACUAAUAGUAAAUUCUUGCGGUUUUUAUGGAGUGUCUGCUGAAAAGAUGGCGGGUCUCCUUAGUCUCAAUCGCGGAUUAACAAGGUUGGACAUGGCCGCCAACGAUUUGUCUGGGGAGGCGGAAGAGACACUCAUUCGCGCCUUGGAGCGAAACAAAGUUGUCCUGAAAGUGGAUUUGCGUAGAACAAAUAUAUCGGAAGCCACUCAGGCUCGGGUGAACGAGCUACUACUCCGGAAUAAGCUGAUGUUGGGCGAAGAAAGAGAACCUAGUGAGGAGAUUCCACCGCUGUACCUUGGAGAGCCAGAGUACCUCAUCUGGGAGUACAAUCCGAACAACCCGGACUACAUACCUGGCCGUUAUCCGGAGCGGGUUCCAGAAGUGUGAAUGGUACGGUUUUGAUUUUUUGAUUGAGGCUUAUGGCUGAUGCGCAACGGGUGGCGAAGU
Messenger RNA from Leguminivora glycinivorella, 1588 nucleotides. Its product is annotated as dynein regulatory complex subunit 5. Gene Ontology annotation, cellular component: centrosome. The transcript has 6 exons. NCBI's taxonomy places the organism in Eukaryota, Metazoa, Arthropoda, Insecta, Lepidoptera, Tortricidae. The record is from RefSeq and is a predicted model, not a curated record. The coding region runs from base 56 to 1528 and encodes 490 amino acids.